AUACACCCAAAAUUUCAAAGUCUUUCUAUUGCUUUCCUUUUAUCUUCCAAAGAUGUGAUGUAACUCUUAGUUUCUUCUAUAUUUUCUUGGUAUCAAUGGAUUCAGUUCCCUCAUGAUUCAUUCUCCCCAGGCCUUACUCCUACCAGAAAUGACGAGUUUCCAACUUUUCUCCUCUUCGCCUUUUCUUUGUGAUCUAGGCUUUCUAAUACUAGUUCUUGUCAAUAUUCAGUUAUCUUUAAGCAAUCCUGAUUUUUUAUUUGAAGAUUGUAGACGUCAAUUCACGUGCGGGAGCAUCGAAGUUGGUUAUCCUUUCUGGGGAGGCGAAGGCACACAAUACGGUCGCCCAGGGUUUUGUGGCCACAAGGACCUGGAGCUUCAUUGUAAGGAUGAUACGACAUUCAUUAUGAUCAAACGCGUUGAAUAUCGUGUUUUGCAUAUCUCUGAGUCAGCGAAAGUUCUAAAGAUUGCGAGACAGGACUACUUGAGCGGCAACUGUCCAUCUGAUGAAUUGGUUAACACCACCUUUGAGUCGACACUUUUUGAAUAUUCUCCUCGGUAUGAGAAAUUCACAUUACGUUAUGGUGUCCCUCGUGGUCAAAUAUUUUGCUCCAUAGAGGAGAUGGAGAAGAACUUCAAUUAUACGGAUGGUUUAAUAUCAACACUCGGAUCUGGUUUUAUGAAUUUUAGUGUCACUGUUCCGGUUCUUAAAACUUUCCUUGAAAAAGCAAAUCGAAGUCUAUCAGUUGUGGAAGAAGCCCUGAAACAAGGAUUUGAAGUGGAAUGGAAAGUGAAUGACAUGGCAUUCUGUGAUAAGUGCAAUCAAUCCAGUGGAAGUUGUGGUUAUGAUAAUAUCUGGAAUCAAACAACUUGCUAUUGCCCCCCCUUUCAAGAAGCAUGUCCAACCUCGCCUAUAGGACUACCCCCAAAAGGUCCUCCGGAUACUUCAGUUAUCUUUAAGCAACCUGGUUCAUUUGAAAUUGUAGACUUCAAUUCACGUGCGGGAACAUCACAGCUGGUUAUCCUUUCUGGGGAGUCAGGCACACAAUACGGUCGCCCAGAGUUAUGUGGCCAUGUCUGGAGCUUUAUUGUAAGGAGUUACGACAUUCAUUAUGAUCAAUCAUGUAGAAUAUUGUUUUUAAUAUCUCUGAGUCAGCGAAAGUUUAAACAUUGCGAGACAGGACUACUUGACGGGAUCUGUCCAUAUGAUGGAUUGGUUAACACCACCUUUGAGUCGACACUUUUUGAAUAUUCCUCUCGUAUGAGAAAUUCACAUUACUUUAUGGUGUCCCUCGCGGUCAAUAUUUUUGCUCCAUAG
Molecule: messenger RNA, 1315 nt
Organism: Pistacia vera
Lineage: Eukaryota; Viridiplantae; Streptophyta; Magnoliopsida; Sapindales; Anacardiaceae
Product: LEAF RUST 10 DISEASE-RESISTANCE LOCUS RECEPTOR-LIKE PROTEIN KINASE-like 2.7
Exons: 2
Coding region: 113-1315 (400 amino acids)
Molecular function (GO): polysaccharide binding
Source: RefSeq, a predicted model, not a curated record